Messenger RNA from Helianthus annuus (common sunflower), 2154 nucleotides. RefSeq names its product NAC domain-containing protein 86. Lineage: Eukaryota; Viridiplantae; Streptophyta; Magnoliopsida; Asterales; Asteraceae. The transcript is spliced from 7 exons. The record is from RefSeq and is a predicted model, not a curated record. Gene Ontology annotation, biological process: regulation of DNA-templated transcription. Gene Ontology annotation, molecular function: DNA binding. Bases 212 to 2080 code for a protein of 622 amino acids.
CUUCUACCAUUCUUUCCCUCAGGUCUCUCUCUCCCUCCACAACCCAACCCAACCGAACCCAACCCACCCCACCACCCCCCUCUCUCUCUGUAAAUGCUUCUUGCCACUAAAGGCUGUGCUUUUCUCAGAUUAUAACGUACCAGCUUUCGGUUUGCGUUAUAACUGAAAUAACUCUGAGACGAAUUAACAUAAACAAACGAUAUUUGUAUCGAUGGCACCGGUUUCAUUGCCUCCUGGAUUCCGUUUUCACCCCACAGACGAGGAACUUGUCGCGUAUUAUCUUAAAAGAAAAAUUAAUGGCCAUGAAAUCGAGCUCGAAGUUAUCCCUGAGGUUGAUCUAUAUAAGUGUGAACCCUGGGAUUUACCAGGGAAAUCAUUAUUGCCAAGCAAAGAUUUGGAAUGGUACUUCUUUAGUCCAAGAGAUCGUAAAUACCCAAACGGAUCAAGGACAAACCGUGCCACAAAAGGCGGGUAUUGGAAAGCAACAGGGAAGGACCGAAAGGUGAACUCGCAAUCGCGAGCCAUGGGAAUGAAGAAAACUCUAGUUUACUAUAGAGGGAGAGCACCCCAUGGUUCUCGUACCGAUUGGGUUAUGCAUGAGUAUCGUCUUGAUGAAAGAGAGUGCGAAACCGCAUCUGGCUUACAGUUACAGGAUGCCUAUUCGCUUUGUCGCGUGUUUAAAAAGAGCUUGAAUCCUCCAAAGGCAACCACAACCGGAGACCAAUAUACAAGCAUGGCUAGUGAUCGGUCAUCAUGCUUAAACCUAUAUUCUGAGGGAAGAAUAGGAGGUGAGGACAUGGAAACCAGCAAUAAUCAAACACCAUCAAGGGCUUCAGGUUCCUCAACCAUCCUUCAUGGAUCACAUAAUUAUCCAAGUGAUACAAAUGAUGUCAAAUGGACUCAAUACUUAUCAGAAGAUGCAUUCACCUUCAGUAAUCCAUCUUUUUCUACCUAUGGCAAUCUUCCUUAUCCUCCAUCAAAGGUUGACAUAGCUAUGGAAUGUGCAAGGUUGCAGCACAGAUUAUCUCUACCUCCAUUACAGGUUCAAGAUUUUCAUCACAACGGUGUGACCAACUACGUCGACUUGAAGAACAUACCACAGUCCAGCAAUGGACCACCAAUUGGUUCUCAGCAGGAUAUAUUGCAUGAAAUCCUUUCAGUUGGUUCUCAAGAUCUCAUCAAUCAGGAUGCAUGGGGUGGAAUUGAUAACAACUUUUCAUAUAUGACAAACAAUGACAUGAAUCAAAUGCAAGGUAGCGGAUCAUUUAGAUUCAUGGGAGAUGAUCAACAUACAAGGAAUAUUGAGAUCGAUGAUGUCGAUGGACAAAUGAAAACGGAUGGAAUGGUGGAAAAUUUGAGAUGGGUUGGAAUGUCAAACAAUGAUCUUGAGAUGGCCUUUUUCGAUGAUCACAAGAGUGUUUCGAUGGAGAAGAUAUCAAGUUUUGGAAGGGAAGAACAUGAGGUUCAAGUAUCAGGUGAAACGAGUCACAACAACACAGAUGUCAACUUCGGAUUCCUCAAUGAAGAUAUGAACAACCUUAGCAAUAACUUCCUAGAUGUCGAAGAUGACUUAGACGAUUUCUCGGCCACUCCAACGUUUGAAAUGUACCAAAAAACCAAAGUGAGUCAUGGGUUGUUGGUAUCAACACGACAAGUCUCCAACACAUUCUUUCACCAAAUCGUCCCAUCACAAACGGUUAGAGUCCAAUUAAACCCGGGGAAAACAACAACACAUGAAACACAACCUGUCAAGAAGCUAGGGUUUGAGAAGUUCAAAACAUAUGUGAGUUCAAAUCGAUUGGAGACCACAAGCCCCGUUGUGAACCUGGUUUCUCUUUUGCUAAUAUGUUGCAUCUAUCUUGGAAGUAAAUCAAUACCCGACGAUGAUGGUAAUCGUGGUGUUGAUGGUGACAGUGAUGAUGAAGACGACGAUGAUGGAAAAAACAAUGAGGAUGGAUACAAGGGAAAAUGGUGCAUGUCAAAUUUGGUUAUCGAAAAGGUGAUAUGGCCAUGUGUGACCUUAGCUGUAGCGUUUUCUACUAUAUGGGUGCACCACAAUUAUUUGCCAAGCUUUUCUUGAUUUAAUUUGUUUCAUUUAUAAAUUUAUGUACUCGAAUUAUUCUAACCAAAUAUACUCAAAUUAUUCUAACCAAA